AUGAGAAGUCUUGAUAGCCGAUUCCUUUUCAAGCAUAACAUCGAUACUGCAAUUACAUAUUUGAAUAAGCGACUGCCAUCGAUACAAAAAACGUUCAAAAGAACAUUUGAAGAAGUUUGUCCUGCUGCUCCAACAGUUCUGAAUAAGAAGGUAAUCGAUAGCAUGAUUGAACUGUUUGAGGAUGUGGAUGAUAAAAUUCAAAAAGAAACGGAUAGGAUGAUAAAAAGAGAUGAUUGUUGGGAUGAAAAGUACUUCUAG
Molecule: messenger RNA, 258 nt
Organism: Caenorhabditis briggsae
Lineage: Eukaryota; Metazoa; Nematoda; Chromadorea; Rhabditida; Rhabditidae
Exons: 1
Coding region: 1-258 (85 amino acids)
Source: RefSeq, a predicted model, not a curated record